Molecule: messenger RNA, 2139 nt
Organism: Vitis riparia (riverbank grape)
Lineage: Eukaryota; Viridiplantae; Streptophyta; Magnoliopsida; Vitales; Vitaceae
Product: ubinuclein-2-like
Exons: 4
Coding region: 249-1967 (572 amino acids)
Biological process (GO): rRNA base methylation
Cellular component (GO): cytoplasm
Molecular function (GO): rRNA (uridine-N3-)-methyltransferase activity
Source: RefSeq, a predicted model, not a curated record
UCUUUACCUUCUGAUAUUGCUCCCCCUUCACUCUCAGCGCAACUCUCAUCUUUCACACCCAACACUGAUGGAUCUCCUGCAAGCCAAGCAUCACUAGUGUUUGAUCUCGUCCGAUCUUUGGUGGGAAAACUCUGAUUUGGGAGCUUUGAUCUCUGGUCUCAACAAAGCUCUCAUCAUCCACAAGCUCAUCUGCAUUCAUGGCUCCUAGAUGAAGAAGAAGAAGAAAAAGAAGGGGGACGGGUGAUUCAAUGGGUCAAAUUCUAUCCAUUAUUAUUCGCUGGUUGUGGGGUGAAAAAGAUGAUAAAAAGAAGCCAAGUGAAAAACUACCCCUGAUUUCUCCACCGAGAUUGGGCUCAGACACCAACUCUUCAAGCUCAAGGCCUGCGUUGCAACCAAAUCCAAUUACUUCUCCACCGAGCUUAGGAUCAUGUAGGGACUACACAUUGCAGACAAAUCUACGGACUCAUCCUACGCCUCCACUGAGCUCUAGCUCUAACUCUAGCUCUAGCUCUAGCCCAUUCACCCACUCCAAAACAAGUGGUGCAUCACGUCUUCAGCCAACACUACAGACUCAUCAUCAACUCAACUCGAGCUCAUGUGGCCUCUCUAUCGCCACUGUAUCAUCCCCUGUCCAGCCAAAACUAGAGACUCACCAACAACUGAGUUCUAGCUCAUGCAGCCAAUCCAGCACAACCCAUUUUUACCCAAAACCAGUGCAGACUCAUCAGCCACUCAACUUGAGCUCAAAUGGCCUCUCCAGCACGACUGUAUCAUCCCCUGUCCAGCCAAAACUAGAGACUCAACAACAGCUAAGUUCUAGCUCAUGCAACCAAUCCAGCACAACCCAUUUUUACCCAAAACCAGUGCAGACUCCUCAGCCACUCAGCUCCAACUCGUGUGGCCUAUCCAGGCCGAGUGGUACUUCUCAUGCUCAGCCAAAGAUACAGACUCAUCCUUCACUACUCUCUAGCUCCUGCAGCCACUCUAGCGUGAGUGGUGCAUCCCAUUUCCAGCCAAAUCCAGUGACUCUUCCACUGAGCUCUGUCCCAAGCAGCAACUCAGGCAUCAAUGGUGCAUCGCAGCGAAACUCUCUGGGUUUUCCACUGAGCUUGGACCCACGCAGCAAUUCCAGGUCUGAUGAUGCAUUGGAUCUGUUAAUUCCUGCAAAAUUUAAAAACCAAGUUGUAGGUGAUGAGAAGCAAGUUUCUGCACGGCUCCACCAUUACAACAUAAUUGAAGAAAACGAAGAACGAACCAGAGGAGUGGUAGGAAAAAAUUGGUGGGACUGUAGCAGCUGUGAAGAAGACCUAGAGGAAGGAAAGCUUAGAGUAAGAUGGAUAAAGCACUACAGCAGUGAGUACAAAAUAUUGCUGGUGGGUGAAGGGGACUUCUCAUUCUCUGCGUCUUUGGCUGUGGCUUUUGCUUCUGCUACAAACAUAACCGCUACUUCUCUUGAUUCUAUAGAGUUUUUGAGCACAAACUAUAGGCUUGCCUUGUCCAACAUCGAUAAACUCCGGAGCUUGGGUGCUAAGGUCAUGCAUGAUGUUGAUGCCACCAAAAUGGCAAACGUUUUCCCAUUCAAAUGCAUGCGUUUUGAUCGAGUUGUUUACAACUUCCCACUUGCUGGAUUUUUUCCCGAUGAACCCAAAGAGGAUGAGAUCUGGCGACAUCGGAUGCUGGUACAGCAGUUUUUAGAAAAUACGAAGAAGUUGAUUCACAUAGAUGGAGAAAUCCACAUUACUCACAAAAGCAAUGGCUUCUUUUAUGAGUGGAAUUUGGAAUUUCUAGCCUCAAGAGUUGGGCUUCGACUUAUAGAAGAAGUGCCCUUUAAUUUUAGGGACUACCCAGGGUACCGCACCAAGUAUGGCUUUGGGGGUGACAAUAACUUCAACUGCAGUCCCAGCAAAACUUACAAAUUUGGGCAUAAAAAACCAAUUGAGAAGCCUAGCUACAGAUUUAUGAAAUGAUCCAAGUGGGAGGAGUUUGAAACUUUGUUUUUGUAAUUAAUACAAUGAAUGUUGGUGUGGAGGAAAUCUUUGUAGAUGCAAAGGUUUUUAUAUAGCAAAGGGGAAAAGGGUGAAUUCUGGUGAUAUUGCAGGGCAAUUCAAAUAUAUAUAUGUUUUCAAUGCUUCUAUGUUU